Fulmarus glacialis (Northern fulmar) is the source of this 5204-nucleotide messenger RNA. It is a transcript of the gene C2CD3, whose product is annotated as C2 calcium-dependent domain containing 3. NCBI's taxonomy places the organism in Eukaryota, Metazoa, Chordata, Aves, Procellariiformes, Procellariidae. The annotation marks the transcript as partial. Gene Ontology annotation, biological process: cilium assembly; centriole elongation. Gene Ontology annotation, cellular component: centriolar satellite; centriole. The transcript is spliced from 22 exons. The record is from RefSeq and is a predicted model, not a curated record.
UGGUGAAAUUUCAGCAGCGGUUUGUGUUCCCUGUCCAUUUUGGUGGAACGAUGAUAGAGCACUGGUGGAGCUCUAACCUUGCUUUUAAAAUCUACAUGAGAAAAAGCACACAGAAAAAGCCAGUGGCCAUUGGCUCAGCAGCACUUCAGUUAUGCAAGGUUAUUCAGUCUGAGUUGCUCACUGUCAGCUGCGAAAUACCUGUGGAAAAAGAGGGAAGUCAGACACAAGUUGGACCACUAAAGGUAUCCUUAGAGCUCGCAGCCGACAACAAAGACUUCACUCGCACCGCUGCCAGGUCAGCUAUAGCUGUGCAACGAGUCCCAGCUCAUGCUCUAAGAAGUCCCCGGCUGGAAUUCCAGGAGCCCAACAGGAAGAGUGUAAAUGCAGAAAGCCCUCCCUGCUUGAAACUUAACAACUACAAGGACUCACAGAAGACAGGAGCAGCCAGCAUAAACAUCGUGCAGCCACCGCAGGCUGUACCAACCUCUGUAGCCCGUAAUCUGAUGACACAAAUAACUGCUUCUGAAGAGGAUGGGUUAUUACUGCAUGUGCUGUUGAUGGUGCCUGAUGGAAAGGAUUUUAUUGCUGAAGACUAUGGGUUCCACAGUUCUUGUAAUGUGUAUUUAAACUGCAAGCUGCUCAGCACUGAGGAGGCAACGAAAUCUGCUGUCGUAUGGGGCACAACGCAACCUGCCUUUAAUUUUUCUCAGGUGAUGCCUUUUUCAUUGACUUCCAAACAUUUGGAGCGGCUGAAGAACAACGUCAUGAUAAUUGAAGCAUGGAACAAGAUGGGAAGCCCUGGCUGUGACAGACUGCUAGGAUUAGUGAAACUUCCUCUGCAUCAGUUUUACAUCUCAUUCAAAGAUCCAAAGAUUUCCCACCUGCUUCUUCAAGCUCAAUAUCCAGUGGUUGCUGUGGACAGCUAUAUGCCUGUGAUAGAUGUUUUUACUGGCAGUAGAAGUGGAAGCCUGAGGGUCAUUUUGGCGAUGGGGUCAGCUGAUCAAAUAGUGGCACUGCAAAGGCUAAAAAAUGAAGAAGGAAUGGUACCUCCCGUCACACAGCGCCCUUCCCACUCUCUGGACCCUCCUCCUACAAAGCUCGCAAUGCAGUUAGACCAAGAAGAGGAAGACCUGAUGGAGCAUGUGUUUGAAAUCCAUGUGGAGAGUGUGAAAGGACUUACUCCCUUACAGUCCACUGUCUGGGGAGAGGCUGACUGCUACGUACAGUACUAUUUCCCAGUUCAAGAGGCUGGUUGUGGUACGCUGCAAGGAACUGAAUUGCAUGAGGAUGGCAUCAAAUUAAAGCCGUUUCGCACAGCAACCACUUUGUGUGUCCCUGAUCCCAUCUUUAAUGAUGAGCAUCAUCAUUCUUUGUUGGUUCCUGCUAAGAGACUCCUGGUCAAUGCAUUUAUGGCACCAGGAGCGGCUGGAGGAGGAAUCCAGUUUGAAGUCUGGUGCAGGUAUUAUUACCCAAAUGUCAGAGACCAGAUGGUUGCCAAAGGGACCCUGCCUUUGUCACGGCUAUGUGCCAUGGUGACUAUGCAGCAUCGUGAAGAAAUAGGGAUACAGACUUUUAAUCUUCCGUUGGUCCCCAGGACUGAUUCCUCAGAGGAAUUUCAUCUGCGGUCUUCAGGCUUGCUUGAUGUGAGUGUGAGAUACCAACGAUCCAUGAAAACAGCAGCUCAAGCUGUUUCUCUUUUUGUACAAAUACACAGAGCAGCUGGUUUGCAAGCAGCAGCUAGAGCUGUGGCACAAAAGAACCCUUCAGUCCAGUACUAUGCAGGUGUGGGAGUUAAUGCUUAUGUCUCUGUGCACCUCUCCUUCCUACCUGAAGCAGAGAGACGCAACACACGAGCUGUGGCUCGUACUUUCUGCCCAGAGUUCGAACACCAUGUAGAGUUUCCUUGUAACCUCAUCAUUCAGAAAAGUAGUGGAGAAGCCUCUUGUCUGGGGGAACUCUUGCAGUCUGCCAGUAUCGUCUUCUCUAUCUACCAUCAGACCACCAAGUCAGCCACUGAGACAUUGGCAGCUCGCUCAUCAAGAGAUUAUCUUCUUGGGACAGUCACAAUUCCAACCAGAGAUCUGCUGAGAAGAAGAUCAGGUAUUACAGGCUGGUACCCAGUUACCUUGUCUGAAGAUUUAAUGCCUUCACACUGCACAAACAUCAUGCAGACCAUUGUGGGAGGACUGGAACUUUCUGUUACCUUUGCUCAUCAGGAUGACAGAGAGCGUGUUUUGGAGGCCGCUAAGCUCUUAGGGUGGGAGGGUGAGGAGAGCCGUGAAGACAGCAUGGAUGAUAGCGAUGAAUGGGAGCAGAGUGCCAGUCCAGCGACUGUGACCAUCUCAACUCCAAGAGUAUGGCUGCCAGUCCACUGUGUGCUGCUUGCAGGCCAGACGCACCUAAAUAAAAGCACUUAUUGCUACCUCAGGUAUAAGCUAUAUAAUCAGGAAGCAACGUGGACUUUGCUUCGGAGACCAAAAUUGAGUGACGACACGAAGAACAUUACAGUGAACUUUAAGAAACCAAACAAGGUGAUUCUCAGAAGGAGCCAAGGACUGCUUUGGUUCUUCAGAGAGGAGAAAUUAGAAAUCCAGGUGUGGUGGGCAUAUGGUAAAGAAAAUGAUGUGGAAAGACCACUUGAUACAGAUCGUCUUAUUGGAUCUGCCUAUGUCGACCUCGCAGCAUUAGCAGAGACGUCAAGGACAACACUAAGUGUUAGUGGGGUUUAUCCAUUGUUCAGAUGCAAUGCUGCAAACCUAGCAGGAGCUGCUGUACGUGUUCACAUCAUUCUUUCUUCCACUUCUGCUGCUCUGCCCAGCAGACUUCACUGUGCUGAGGAAUACAGCAACAGUGAAGAUGAAGACACAGAGAAAGCACCUGAUCUGAGCCAACAGGUCUCUGAAAAUCAGAAUCAGAAACUGGAUAUCAUAAGUUCAGAAAUCACCAAUGGCAAACCACAAGAAGAAGAUGUGACGUUUCUGGAAAACACAGUUGCUGUCAAUAUCCUUGUGGAAAGAGCAAUGCAUCUAAGUUUAAAAGGGAGUCCUUUGACAGAACGUGAAGUAAGAGCACCCAGUUGCUGUGUGUCAUUUGCUGUUGCUGGUGCAGAUGCUCCAAUAACCACAUCAGUAAUAGAAAAUACAUACUCACCGGUCUGGGACUUUCAGCAACAGGCAAGAUUAUCCAAAGAACUUCUGCUGGAUCCACAGCAAACCUUGGUCUUCAAAGUGUGGCAUAAAGCAGAGACUGAGCGAGUGAUAGGAUUUGCAUCAGUGGACCUUUCUCCUCUUCUUUCCGGCUUCCAGCUCGUGUGCGGGUGGUACAAUAUUACGGACUUCAGUGGACAGUGCCGAGGGCAGAUCAAAGUAGCUGUUUCCCCUCUUCAAAACAUAAAUAACCUCAAAGAAGAAAGGCAGGCAAGGAUCCGGACCCAACCAGCGAGUUCUUCAGUGAAGCCCAGCUUUCCAACAUUUCCCAGUAAUGCUACAAGCUUUACCAAGCAGUUGUUUAAUAUCUUACCAAAGGAAGUCAGUGUUCCUACUCGAGAGCGAAUUAGUCCCCCUGGAACACACACGCCUCGUCAUGAAGAGCAUAUGCAGAACGUGCGCAGAUUUCACGAAUCCCUUCAGCAAGCAGAGGGGAACGCACACCAGGCGGCAAAGAUGGACUCAUUAUCGCUAUCAUCACGUGCUGCUCUUCUAACUGCUCUCAGAAAAAACUUGAGUGAGCUGGAUGAGGUUCAAAGAUACUUCAGUCAGAAGCUGACCAGGUCAUUUCCUGACUUCAGUUACGGUAACACAUCCAAACCAAGUCAUGAGGAGCGGGAGAGUGAUCAUCGGGGCUUGAUGAGCAGAGAAGUGGAUUCCAAUGGAGGCCAUUUUUUGGAAAAAUCUAGUCAGUUGGUGUCUCAGGUCAGCAGCCUAAUCAAUGACUUACAGACUAUAACUAAAAAUAGUAAAGAAUCUUCUAAUGUGCAUCAAGACAACAGCAGAAAGCUGGGUGCUGCACAUGUACCCAACCAGAAGGAUGAAGAAGCCAGGACUGAAGUAUGUCAAGGCCAACUUGAGUUGGACUCGCCCAGCGUUUGCAGUGAUACAGAGCAGCCACACUCAUUUGGGAGAUCUGUGUUUGAGAGACACAUGUUGCACGAAUUUCUAGAGCAAGCUGUCCCUGAAGAUGAGCAUCCUUUACCAAUAGACUACAUCCAGGAAGGUGAAGGUGCUUUUGCCAUCCAGCCACACAGUGAAGAAGAAUAUGAAGAAGACAUUAUAGAACCACGAACUCUUAAUGAAAUAACAACCAUAACGGACAAAACCAGUCCCUGGUCCAGUGUGCUAUCUGAAGUGGAGCAGGGUGCUGACCAGCAGCCUGUAGACUUGGGGCCUGAAGAUCAGCACUCUGUGGAUAUAGACUGUUUGCAAAGAGGAAACAGCAGACGGAGUGGCACCUUCUCCAGCAUACUACAAGGUGACAACCAAAGCAUGCUCACCGCCCUAAGCCCAUGUGUUAGCCUCCACGCAGACAAGGGCGUAACAAAAGACUUUCAAAGCUUGAAUAGUGGCACAGAAACAAUGGAGAAGGAGCUGUUUCAGCCUGCUCAUUUGUCAGAAGUGCAUCAAACAGCCAAUGGCCCUGUAGAAAAUAGAAAUUGUGACUGGGAUAGAGCAUUUAACACUAAACCAACAGAGCAAAAUGUAGAGUUUCAUGCAGCCUCCAAAGAACUACUGGAAUUUCCAGGAGAAGUUAGUUUGAUCAAUCCAAAAACCACAGAAAGAGAGGAGGAGGAAAACGGUGAGAUUGUAAGUAAAGAUCGUCAAGACAAGGAAGAAAGUGGUUCCGAUGAGCUCUGCGUUAGGAGUGUAUCAGCCCAAGCAGGCUCGGAAGGAAGUAGUGAAAGCUUUUCUGAUGACAGUAGUGAAGACCCACUGGGAGAGUCAGAAAAGUCUGUCAAACCGACAACUGUUUUAUCUGAUCCUGUUGUUGUUCCCAACUUCUUCCUUCCACCCCAGCAGAUGGAAGCCUCCAUGAGGCUGCUCAGCAUUUCUUCUCAUCCUUCCACAGCUCUGAAAAGCAGAAGCAGAGCAGUGCCAGGGGGCAUCCCGUACCGAAGGCCGAAUCGUCCCAGGCCCACGGCUGAUCUCUCGGAAGAGGAAACGAAAAGAAUCGCCAGGAUCUUCUCUACUCAGCUGUCCAAGAAGGAAUAG